CGGGUCAGCUAUCUUGACAGCUCUCCAGAAUUCCAACCCGGAUGCGGAGGCGUGUCCAACCGCCAAACGGGCCCCGCCUGGUUUAGGGCCCACAGCGCAGAGGCACGAGGAGCCAGCUCCAGAAUCCUCCAGAACCUUCACCGCACUAUGCCUCCCCCAAUCAUACAUACUCGCCAAUUCAAGCCACCGAAAAAUCACACAAAGAAAACUAGUCAGAUUCUUUCAAUUCCGAGGCUCCAACUCUCUCUCGUGCUCGAUCGCCUCCUCCUCCUCCCAUGGCCUCGGCGAACGACGGCGACCGCGCGGCGGCGGGCAUCCUGCGGCUGCUGCUGGGGUUGGCGGGCGCGCCCUCCACGGCAUUGCCGCGCGGCGGCGGCGGCCCUGGCCUGGUUGUGGUGCAGCACUUCAUCGUGGACGGCGACGGGGACCUGUUCUCGGGCGGGGUCGGCGGGGGCGUGCCGCCGGCGUCGAAGGCCGCCAUCGCCGCGCUGAAGGAGGUGAAGGCCGGGGAGGUCGAGGACGGGGACCCGCUGGGAGACUGCGCGAUCUGCCUGGACGGCGUGGAGGACGCCGCGAAGGAGAUGCCGUGCGGGCACCGCUUCCACGGGGAGUGCCUGGAGCGCUGGCUAGGCGUGCACGGCAACUGCCCCACCUGCCGACACGAGCUGCCGCCGGCGAAGGACGAGGACGGCGCGGCGGCGGAGGGCGGCGAGGAGAGGCGCAGGCCGAGGACAGCGGUCGUGGUGAGCUACAUGGUACUCGGAGGCCAGCGGGAGGAGGAGCAGGCGCAGCAGCAGCCGGAGAGACAGGAGCCGUGGACCAUUAGGAUAGAGGACGUGGAUUAGGAUUAGGAGGUAGGUUUAGGCCUCUAAAUCUUUCCCAAUUGGUUUACGGAUUGGUUUUGGGGUGUCUGUUUUGUACCUACUGGUGGAGGGAGAUGGGAAAAUUGUGAAUAUUUCGUUGUCAAAGACGAUGUACACGGAAGGUUUAAUUUCAUGUUAUAUUGUGAUUUAAAUUUUGUAUAAGAAAAAUGCUAACUUUUGA
Molecule: messenger RNA, 1044 nt
Organism: Panicum virgatum (switchgrass)
Lineage: Eukaryota; Viridiplantae; Streptophyta; Magnoliopsida; Poales; Poaceae
Product: E3 ubiquitin-protein ligase CIP8-like
Exons: 1
Coding region: 276-845 (189 amino acids)
Biological process (GO): protein ubiquitination
Cellular component (GO): cytoplasm
Molecular function (GO): ubiquitin protein ligase activity
Source: RefSeq, a predicted model, not a curated record